Penicillium lagena is the source of this 3633-nucleotide messenger RNA. RefSeq lists its product as uncharacterized. The coding region runs from base 1 to 3633 and encodes 1210 amino acids. The record is from RefSeq and is a predicted model, not a curated record. NCBI's taxonomy places the organism in Eukaryota, Fungi, Ascomycota, Eurotiomycetes, Eurotiales, Aspergillaceae. The transcript has a single exon.
AUGCCCUCCAAACGCCAGAAAGGUUUACUGGCCCCUCUCCCACCAGCAUUCCCUCUCUCCUCGCCCAUCACCGAGGAAGUCCCCAGCCCGCCGUGCUCAUCGUCCGAGGACCACGAGCUAGAACGCACCAGGCCAUUCGAGUUCCUUGUCAAGGCCACGCGGCAACGAAGCCAAAAGCGCAAGCAGGGGCAUCGCUCAGUAAAUUUCUCGCAUCGGGACCGAGAUGGGAAGAGAGUGAGCAUUGGGGGUAUCAUGAAGAAGAAGAAUAAUGCGAAGCCCGUGGGUCUGAACUUGGUAACGGACUUUUCGGAGACGAGUUCAACAGCCACCCCUCGAGCUGAGGGGAAUACGGCUCCGUUUGUGGAUUUGAAUGAUCUGAAGUUGUUGUCUAAGGCAAGGGCGAAGGAGAGGUCCGCUCAGAAACAGAAAGGCCGGACGGUUCCGAAGAAAAGUACGACGACGACUGCGGAUGGAUUCUACCGACUUCCUGAUGAGGUUUCUGUUGAUGUCGAUAUCCAGCAGGGCCUCGCAGAUACAUUUAACACUGAUUCCACAAACGCUCGGCUGGAGGCAAAUCCCAACAACCCUUUCCGUGAUCAGUACGAACUGUCGCCAUCGGAUCGGACUGUCGUCAUAGGUCUUACUGUGCCAUCCAGCGAAGCCCUGCAUUUGGACCGGCUCAAAUCGAGGGACCCUGAUAGUGCCGGCGAACAGGCUACUACACCACUCACUCCCUCGAUUAUUGUCACGCCUGCGUGCGAAGAGGCUCCCUGGCAGAUCCCUAGCCCGGAGACCCAGCGUCCUAGGGCAACGUCCAGCAUUUACUCCCGGCCCACCACUAUACUCGAACAGUUCCCGUCAGAUAUCCCACCCGUACCUGCAAUCCCGGCCUUACAUGCAGCCAAAAAAAUCAAUACCAAUCCCCCUCCGUCCACACGCAACCGCUCGCUCUCCACCGACACCAUCUUUGAAGAAGAUAGUCCCCAGGAAAAGAAGCCCAGCCGGCUGAGCGUAAACACUGAGUCGAACAGACCCCAGUCCCAGGGAUGGUGGACGUACUUGCUCUCCCCACUACUCAGCCGUUCCAACACCUUCUCAAGCAAGAAGUCACCCACCAGCCCGGGCUUCUCUAUUUCUCCUCGAGCCUUCCGCGCCAAAGAACCAACUAAAGACUGGUGGGAGAAAGAAGUCUCGUGUUUUUCACCAGAGACUCCGGAAGCUGUUGCGCCGAAUGCAUGGGAGAAGAAACCGGAGCAAUCACGAUCACUCAAUGGCGGUGGUGAAGAAGUGGCCGCAGCAGCCCCGACCAACAGGGAUAAUCUGACAUCCAUGAUGUUUCCCGGACGUCCGAUUCAGGGCCUUGCGGCCGAGUAUUACCAGGCUUGUGCCCAUGAGCUUUUCAGCAAGACUCCGUUCUUUGAAUGCCAGGAUCAUGUCUGCUCUAUCACGCCCGUCAAGAUCGUGAGCAAUGAGAAAGCAGUGGUAGAUGUACCGGGGGAUCAGAGACUGGCUCUUGUUGAGGUUGAUCCUUCAAACGCUGGCCUGCAGGGGCGUGGUGUGCCUGCAGAGAAGACGAAAACUGCCACCCGAGGACUUCUUAUUGAUGUUGACUCCCCUCGGCCAAAUAAUGGAGACACGAAAGGUGUUACACGAUCACCUGCUUCCGCUACGAGCACAGACUCGUGGGUGUCCACGGCGGUUGACACUCCCGAGCAGGAAAAGCCUUUGUCCCAAACCAAAGGUUUCAUUGAAGAACCACCAGCUCCAGUUCAAGUUUCUCAACCACGGAUUUUCGAAUCUGAGAAACGGGCUCCGACGCCUGUAGCUGCUCCGACGCCGCAAAUAAUCAACACCUUCUCGCCACCUGGGAACAACGUGCACUAUCCACCGCCAGUUGCUCAGCCGCCGUUCCAGCCAGCUCCUGUGAUAGAAAAGGAAGUACCCCAUUUCGGACCCGUCUACCCUCCUGGUCAUGACACACCAUUGGGACAACAGGCAGCGCCAAAUUCAACAUGGCUACAAGAACAUUCUCGACCACCAGAACCAGUGUCUCCGGGCUUUCAACGACAGACAGAGGGUACCAGAUCGAUCCCUAUGAAUGACAUGCAGGCCCCAGCACCAGCAUACACCCAGUAUCAAAGAGAUGACGCCCUACCGCCACGCUACGCUCUGCACCCGUCACCAGGAGCAGUGGUGAUGGACCCAACCGCGCCAAGAGGACCGGGUGAGAACCGUCGUCGUCGACUGGAAAGAGAAGACGCCAUUGGACGCCAAGUCGGCGGUCUAUGGCGCGGACGAGGCCCGGUUUCCAAGAGGGGAUGUUUCGGACGGCCUGGACGUGAGGGCCGACUCCGACGACGGUGGUACUUUGGCAUUUGCAUUUUCUUCUUCGUGAUUGUCGCAGUGGCCAUUUCCCUCGCGCUCACUCUAACCAAGCACGGAGACACAACACCCGUGCAGUCCCAGUGGCUCAAUCUGACGGGAUAUCCGCCCAUGCCAACGGGGAUUGCCACGAUAGCAGGCGCCGAACCGCAGGUCCAGCGAUCUGCGUGCAUUACGCCUCCUUCUUUGUGGAGCUGUGCGCUGCCCAAGGGCGAGCUGCAGUCUGCGAAUAUGCCCUACGCGGCUAACAACCCUAACUUCCGGGUUGAGAUUCGUUUUCUCAACGGGACUUACAACCACAGCACAGUUGUCAAUACUAGCUCGACGCUUCGUGUCAGGAGGGAUAACGGCUCAUUUGAUCCAUCGCCUUCACCACCAAGUCUCGCAGACCAGACGUUCCUCGGUAACACCACAGACGGCAACGCUGUCCCUUACGCAGGCGAGGACACGCCCUUCUACAUGACCAUCAUGUCACCAGCGCAAGUGUCUUCUAACGCCCUGUUCCGCCGCUCCUCAUCUUCCUCUGCAUCCAGCGAAACAUUCAACCUAUCAAACAUCAUCCCAGCACCCGACGAGACCACUGACGGUUUACCCGCCGCGGCAACACUCUACCCACUCCCAGACUCGCAGCCCGUUCGUUUAUACAACCGGGGAAUGUCAACAGAGCACUACGGCUUCUAUACAUACUUCGAUAAGUCGAUCUUCCUCGAAUCCGAGUCCCCCCUAAACGGCGGAACAAGCGACACCAAUGCCAACGACACCAACGGCGGCUCAGCCCAGUCCAGCGCAAAAGUGCGCUGCACAUGGUCUCAAACACGCUUCCUCGUGCAGAUCUGGACCCAACCUGGGAAGCUGGGAUACAACCUGGUUUCAGGCAGGAGUACAGGUACAAGCACAAGCACAAGCACAAGCACACCUGCCUCGUCAACACCAACAGCCACGUCAACGAUACCGACAUCUUCGUCGUCUGCGACGGAUUUUACCCGUCCAGGCUCGUUUCCCUAUCCCGUUACUAUAACAGUUGACCGCCACGGCGGCAACGCAGAUCAAAAACUGGUGUACUGCUACGGGAUUGAAGAGGAUGGACAUUACAAUGUUACGAAUCACAAGCUGGAGAUUGAGGAUCGGAGUGUGGGUGGGACGUUGAUUGAUCCUGCUAGUUCGAGUGAGAAGGGUGGGAGUUACGGGGGUGUUGAUGGGGGGACAGGCGGGUGUGAGUGUCAGUGGACGAAUUGGAUUGGGAGUGUUUAG